Molecule: messenger RNA, 560 nt
Organism: Argiope bruennichi
Lineage: Eukaryota; Metazoa; Arthropoda; Arachnida; Araneae; Araneidae
Gene: RpS20
Product: 40S ribosomal protein S20-like
Exons: 3
Coding region: 158-526 (122 amino acids)
Biological process (GO): translation
Cellular component (GO): ribosome; cytosolic small ribosomal subunit
Molecular function (GO): structural constituent of ribosome
Source: RefSeq, a predicted model, not a curated record
AACUUUUUAAGACAAGUUAUUGCAUUCCUGUAACCGUAAUCAUUUACUGUUCCUGAACUCGUCUCAACCGUUCUCUGGCUCACCGCUGUUCAAUUUCGUAUAGUAUUUAUUAAUCAAGGAAAUUGAUUAAGUCGGUCAGAGAUUAAAACUUAUCAUUAUGGCUGCCUACAAAGAAACAAUGAAACCUGGUGUUGAAGAAAACCAGAAUUGGUUGAAUCAUCGUAUUCGAAUUACACUCACAAGUUUGAAUGUAAGAAGUUUAGAAAAAGUUUGCAAUGAUUUAAUCAAGGGGGCUAAGGAAAAGGAGCUCAAAGUCAAGGGACCAGUCCGCAUGCCUACUCGAGUUCUCCGUAUCACCACCCGAAAGACACCUUGUGGUGAAGGUUCCAAAACCUGGGACAAAUUCCAAAUGAGAGUACACAAACGCAUCAUUGAUUUGCACAGCCCAUCUGAAAUUGUAAAGCAGAUCACAUCAAUUAGCAUUGAACCUGGUGUUGAAGUUGAAGUUACUAUUGCAGAUGCUUAAAUUUUGUAUGAGCUAAUAAAAAGAAGAAAAAAUC